CGCCUAUUUAACAGAGAGCCGGCGAGAGCUGAGGACAGAGGAACUCGGAGAGUUUUCAGCACCAGCGCCACUGGACAGCGACACAAAGCAAACCAAGCUAACUCACCAGUCAACACUAAAACUAACAAACAAAGAUCAUCAUCAUGGUUCUCAUCUGGACUCAGUUCGGCAUGAAGCACAAAAAUGUCAAGUGCAAAGUGCGAGUGAUGCACAGAGGCGACAGCUCAGGAUCAUCCUCAGCGGAAAGCACCAAGUCUGAGCCGGACACACCGUGUCUGUCCAUCAAACCCACAGGCAAGGACUUCUAUAAAGUGCUGGGUGUCGCCCCCGAAUCCAAUGAAGACGAGAUCAAGAAGGCCUACAGGAAGAUGGCCCUCAAGUUCCACCCGGAUAAGAACAGCGACGCCGACGCAGAGGACAAGUUCAAGGAGAUCGCAGAAGCCUACGAGAUCCUGACUGACCCCAAGAAGAGAAGCAUAUAUGACCAGUUUGGAGAAGAAGGACUCAAGAAUGGAAUGUCACUGGCAGGCCAGGGCAGCGUUUUCCGCAACAGUUUCCACGGCGAUUCCAAUCAAAGCUUCUCCUCCUCCUUCCAUGGAUCGGACCACUUCGACAUCUACUUUGGCAGUGACUUUGACAGCGAAGACGACCUCUUCAACCCUUUCAGACGGUUCACUUACAGCCACGUGGGCGGGUCCGCCGGUUCUGAGGGCGGGCUGCGAAGAGGCGAGCGGCGCCUGCAGGGGGAGGCGGCGGUGCACGACCUGCUGGUGACUCUGGAGGACGUGAUGCACGGCUGCACGAAGCAAGUGAAGAUCGCCCGCAGCCGGCUCACCUCUGACGGCCGCAGCGUGCGAUCUGAAGACAAGGUGCUAAACGUGGUGGUGAAGAAAGGCUGGAAAGCUGGGACCAAGAUCACCUUCCCCAGGGAGGGCGACGAGACACCCAACAGCACACCUGCAGACAUCACCUUCGUCCUCAGGGACGAGAAGCACCCGCAGUACAAGAGGCAGGGCUCCAACAUCGUCUUCACAGCCAAGAUCACCCUCAAAGAGGCUCUCUGCGGCUGCACAGUCAACGUGCCCACGCUCGACAAGCGGAUGAUGCCUCUGCCAUGCAGCGAUGUAAUCAAACCCGGUGCUGUCCGGCGGCUGAGGGGCGAAGGUCUGCCCCUGCCCAAGAGCCCGUCCCAGCGGGGCGACCUGGUAGUGGAGUUCCAGGUGCUCUUCCCAGACAGGAUCCCACCCCAGUCCCGCGAGAUCAUCAAACACAGCCUGGGGCAGUGCUAACCUGGUGUUACUCAAACUACAGGGGUUGAGACACAGCUUCACCAUGAGUGUAUGUUGUUAUCAAUACACAGCCUUGCCUCAAGGUGCUAAUUAUCACAACCAACCACAAACCUCUUAUUGUGUUUGGCGAUGGCAAGCGGCGCUGAAGGGAGCUGUAGUUCAGCCGGGACUUUGUGACUUUCUGCAGGUGUAAGGCAGUGAGUUUGGAGAUGUUCAGUGAUGAAUGGGGUCUUUGGUAUCUGAGGGCGUCCACUGAUUCAACAGCCUUUCGCUUGAAUGAAAAGCUUAUCUGUACUGUAAUACUUGCAAACUCGUGGCAGGCUAUCAGUAUGUUAUUCGAGUCUGUAUAGACUUUAUUAAAAAUGGUAGAAAAAAAUGUGAAGAAGAAAAAAGUAACAUCUUUAUCAUAGUUAUAUGGUGUUCAUAUGACUGCUCUUUUGCAUUGAUUUCUUACAAUAGCGAAAAUGUACUUGUGUGCAAAGAUCUACUUUGUGUACAAAAAUACCAGAAACAUUGUCUCUAAGAGAGAUUCAUCUGUCAAAUGUUCUAUUGACUUAUAUGAAAUGUUUGUAUAUAUACAUAUAUAUAUAUAUUCUGCUGCUGUUAAUGUAUUAAUACCUGAGAGACAUGUUUGAGAGCAUGGGAAAAACUAAUAAAAUCAAGAAUUUUA
Molecule: messenger RNA, 1959 nt
Organism: Solea senegalensis (Senegalese sole)
Lineage: Eukaryota; Metazoa; Chordata; Actinopteri; Pleuronectiformes; Soleidae
Exons: 4
Coding region: 144-1289 (381 amino acids)
Biological process (GO): negative regulation of transcription by RNA polymerase II
Cellular component (GO): cytosol
Molecular function (GO): protein-folding chaperone binding
Source: RefSeq, a predicted model, not a curated record